Molecule: messenger RNA, 237 nt
Organism: Diaporthe amygdali
Lineage: Eukaryota; Fungi; Ascomycota; Sordariomycetes; Diaporthales; Diaporthaceae
Exons: 1
Coding region: 1-237 (78 amino acids)
Source: RefSeq, a predicted model, not a curated record
AUGACGAAGAAAUCCAAGGGACGGUUCCCCCACGCGGCGAACGCCAAGCUAUUUGGGCAUGGUUCAGGCUGGUUCGUCUCUGUUCCAUCGGACCAGGCCGGACCAGACCCUGUCUUCCAGAAGGCAGAGAAGGCAGAGAAGGCAGAGGACGCAGUGCAGUGUGUGCAAGUCCGGGCCGAGCGCCGUUCGCACGCCUCGGAUUUGCGAGCUGCUCCCAAGUCUUUGGCUGGUGCUUAG